This is a messenger RNA of Paramisgurnus dabryanus, 2006 nucleotides long. It is a transcript of the gene plvapb, whose product is annotated as plasmalemma vesicle associated protein b. The record is from RefSeq and is a predicted model, not a curated record. Gene Ontology annotation, biological process: positive regulation of cellular extravasation; regulation of vascular permeability. Lineage: Eukaryota; Metazoa; Chordata; Actinopteri; Cypriniformes; Cobitidae.
CUACUAUUGUUGACAUGACAUCAGCCACACAAGUGUGACAGCCACCCACCACUGAAUAUUUUCAUAUGCUUGGUUUCUUUGCAUAUUCUUUGUCUUCAAACGGUGGUUCUUGGGGUCACUUUUUCACCAACAAACAUUGACCACUGAACUGCAGAAAUGUAUAACAACUACUCCAGAGCUACGCUUGGUCUGGAGGCCAAACGGAUUCAGAGGGCGAAAGGAAAAAGUUGUGGCUACUACAUGAGGAUUGUGUUUUUCUUCUCAUCUCUGAUCCAGUCUCUCAUCAUCGUCAGUCUGGUGCUCUUCUUGGUUUACGGGCAGCCGGAGAAGACGGCAGAAGAGAAGAGAGUAGAAGAGCUGGAAAUUGGCUUCAACAAACUCUUCACAGACAACACCAAACUCAGGAAAGAGAAAGCUGACCUCACCGGCGCCCUCAAAACGAAGACAGGAGAGAAGGACGCGGCAGAUAAAGAAAUAGCAAAACUCAAAACUGACUUGAACGUGUCGAUCGCCAGGGGAAAAAACUGGCAGCAGAGCCUUAGUCAAUGUGAGAUGAAUAAACUGAAACAGGCGACCACUCGAAUUAAUCCAGUCCCGUGUCCACCGAGCAACCCUCAAAGUGGUGAUUUGAGGAACAUGCAGAAUCUUCUGGAUCAGCAGAAAGCUCUUUAUGUAAUCCUUCAGAGCAACUUCAGCCAGACGGUUCAGUACCUAAAAGCAGAACUGGACAACACGGUGAAAGAUAAAAACGAAUACCACAGCACCACCAUACAGCUCAGACAGGAAAACAUCGAUUUAAAAUCCCAGCAUGACAUUUUCAUCAAGAAAUGCAAAGACGACUUCGCAGAAUCCCUACAAGGCAUCCAGACGGUCACGAGCUCAUUCCUAACCAAGAUCGACAACUUCUUCCCGCAUUCACUCACGUUUCACCUCACCUGCCAGAAACAGCACGAACAAUUAGAGAAGAUUCGAUCCAACUGCACCAACCUGUCCCGCCAGGUAGAGGACAAGUUUCAGAGUUACCUCGAAAGGGUGGGUCAACAGAUAUCGGCCAUUCAGUCCCAAAGCAGUCGGCUGGAGGUACAGAACAAGCGCCUGACUGCCGAACUGAGCACGUGCACGGCGGGUAGGAAGGAAGAUUCGGAGACGAGUAGUAAACGUUUACAAGACGCCCAGCAGACGUAUGAUAGACAACUGGAGCAGCUGCUCAAAGAACAAACCAGAUUGAGGGAAGCCAAAGAUUUACUAGACGCCCAAAUGACUGUGAAAGACGCCACUAUUAUAACUAUGCAAAAAAGCUGCGUACAAUCGUCCAGAUCUGGUGGCCUUCAGGCAUCGGGACAGCAAACCCACUGAAUCUUCUAGAGGACACUAAAUGUUAAAGGUUGGGUGUGGAGAAGCGAAUGAUCCGAAACUCUGUGUUCAGAACGUCUUUGAGCCUCGUGCGUGGGACUUUCCUGUGUUUUGAGACUGUUUGUGAUCUUUACUGUAAAUAAUGUUGUCGCUGUGGAUCAUUGUAAAUUGUUAUGUUCUGAAAUGUUUUGUAUAGUUAUAUUUAAGUGUUAUGAGCCAUGAAGUAGUUAUAAGCUGUUGAGUGGUGAAGAGCUAAAAAUGUUGGCUUUAUAAUUAGAUGUUAUAAAGCAUGAGAUGAAAUCACAGUAUUAGUUAAUGUUGAACAUUAAGGCGCGGUUUCCCAUUGUUCCCAGUGUUUUGUCUCAAUACUGACAUCAUUAUUGUUUUAUGUACGGUAUGUUUGUAAAAAUGACUUUGCCAAGUCCUAAAUCUAAACCCUGUCCAGGAAACUGCGGCUAAGAGUGUCAGAUUGUGUUAAAUGUGAAAAAACACAACUCUUUGUAUACAAUAUCCUUACAAUUUAUUAUUUUAAAUGUGUGUUUCAGUGAUUUUUUUUUAAACCAUUUGUAAAAUUUAAUGACAUUCCUAAAUCUGUUUGUACAUUAAAAUGUUGAUCUGAGUCUUUAAAUAAAUAAACAAAUUAAAAAUAUAUA